AUGGUCCGCGUUGCUGUAAUCUCUCACUGCCUUGCAGCAUGUCUUGCAACCGUGGUCGCCCAGGAUAUACCUGUGCAACAAGAGCCCAUCUCUGAUCCUGGCACAUAUGGCACGGAAAGUCUGGAGAUAGCUCAUUUGUACUAUGAUGAAUGGCCCACGGGUAUCGCUGUUUCUAACUCUGGACGCAUGUUCUCGAACUAUCCGCCAGCUCUCGACCCCAAGAACCAGCAGUACACCGUGGCAGAGAUUUUCCCGAACAAUACUGAACGACCAUACCCCAACGCGGAAAUCAACUCACCUCCUGCUGGCCGGAUCAAUUACACCAACUACCCGCCAACGGGCACAAGCUACACCGAUCACUUCAUUGGUGUUCAAUCUGUUGUUAUUGACCCUGCAGACCGCCUCUGGGUCUUGGACACGGGAAGAGCAGCAACUCCAGACGGAACCCAAGUCCCCGCAGCAUAUGGCGGACCCAAACUGGUUGGCAUCGACCUCACCACCAAUCAAAUCUUCCAGACUAUCGUCUUCGAGCCAACUGCGGCGCCAGCAGACUCUUACCUGAACGACGUCCGCUUCGACCUGACCAUCGGCAGUGCUGGCUAUGCCUACAUUACUGACUCAUCUUCCGAAGGUGUCAAUGCCAUUGUCACGGUCGAUCUCUCCACGGGCAACGCAUGGCGGCACCUGAUGAACACUCCAUACGUCCGUCCAACUCUAGGUUUCGUGCCCAUCAUUUGGGGCGAACCGAUUUAUACCAAUGGCACGACAAAGCCCAUCGGCAAUAUUAACUUCGGCGCCGAUGGCAUCACUCUCAGUGCCGACGGAAGCACGCUCUAUUUCAGCACAACGGGAGGGCGCGAAUUGUACUCCAUCGAAACAGCCCUCCUUCGCGAUGACGGACCAUACUCAGAACUGAUUGCACAGUCUUCAGUCAAGUAUCACGGCCAAAAGGGCUUCUCUGAUGGGUUCGAGUCUGAUUCAAAUGGUGUGAUCUACGUUGGCAACAUUGAGGACAACUCCAUUGCGAUGUUCGAUGCUAGCACAGGCACGAUAUCGACAUUGGUGAGGGAUCCCAGGUUCAGCUGGACAGACACCAUGAGCGUCGCAGCGGAUGGGUAUCUCUACUUCACAGAAAACCAGCUCUGGAGACUUCCGUCGUACUAUGGUGGCGUGGAGAGGAGGGUCAAGCCAUACGUGCUGUUCAAGGUGAAGCUACCGAACGGCGGGACAAAGAUACAGCAGGCGGCUCCUGGUGGGAAUGGCACGCAGCAAGCAGCUCCUGGUGGAAGUGGCACACAGCAAAGUACUGCUGGUGGCAACGGCGCUGUCACGCAGAUCUCGGACGGGCAGCCUCAGGCACCGACAAGCACCUAA
Cyphellophora attinorum is the source of this 1374-nucleotide messenger RNA. RefSeq lists its product as uncharacterized. The transcript has 3 exons. Lineage: Eukaryota; Fungi; Ascomycota; Eurotiomycetes; Chaetothyriales; Cyphellophoraceae. Gene Ontology annotation, molecular function: structural constituent of cell wall. The coding region runs from base 1 to 1374 and encodes 457 amino acids. Gene Ontology annotation, cellular component: cell wall. The record is from RefSeq and is a predicted model, not a curated record.